Messenger RNA from Beauveria bassiana ARSEF 2860, 309 nucleotides. RefSeq lists its product as uncharacterized. The transcript has a single exon. Bases 1 to 309 code for a protein of 102 amino acids. The record is from RefSeq and is a predicted model, not a curated record. NCBI's taxonomy places the organism in Eukaryota, Fungi, Ascomycota, Sordariomycetes, Hypocreales, Cordycipitaceae.
AUGACUUUAAAACGCUCUUUUACUGCCGCCGACACCGAACAAGAACGCCCUACGAAACGUCAAGCGUCUACAAAGAACUUCCUGCUCGCUGCCAGCCCCUGGCUACCAGAACCAGUCCAAAAAAAGCCCCUGAUCACUGACGCCGCCACUCCCGCCGAUUCAUCCUCUAAGACACUCGCAGAGCUACGAACAAUCUCAAAGAACACCGCACUACAGACCUGGAAGCGUCUGGUUAACGGAUACACAGACAAGAGCAACAGCGGCUAUAAACCAGCUAUUCGAGAGGAGAAUAGUUAUCUUCUAGCCUAG